Lolium perenne is the source of this 1008-nucleotide messenger RNA. RefSeq lists its product as uncharacterized. NCBI's taxonomy places the organism in Eukaryota, Viridiplantae, Streptophyta, Magnoliopsida, Poales, Poaceae. The record is from RefSeq and is a predicted model, not a curated record.
AUAAAUGCGACCAUGACCCAGGGUAAAAGGAGAUGCGUCGUCUCACUGCGGUCAGGCCCCAGUGCUCUUCCGACCCAAAUCGCGUAGCAGCGGCCUCCACUUGCUCCCGAGAGAUCCAAAUCGCGAGCGCCCCCAUCUCCAUCCCCAUCCCCACUCCGCGAGAUCCAAAUCGCCCCGCCUCCGCCGCCCCCGCCGCCGCCAUGGCCUUCCUCGCGCGGGCGCUCCGCCACUCCAAGCCCUACCUCUCAUCCUGCAACCCGUCGGUGGCCGCCUCCUACCGCUGGAUCUGCCCUAUUGCCGCCUCGGGGUCGCCGGAGGCCGGCGCGGCCGUCGCGCCCGCCGAUCCGGAGCUGCCGCCGCGGGAGCCCGUCGGCGACACGCGCGUCGAGCUGCCCAGCAACCUGGAGGACGUCCUCGAGGUGUUCGUUGACGGGCACGCCGUCAAGGGCUCCUGCGAGGUCGCCGGCGUCGACAUCCCGUGAUUCUGCUACCACAGCCGACUCUCCAUCGCCGGGAACUGCAGCAUGUGCCUCGUGGAGGUCGAGAGGUCGCCGAAGCCCGUCGCCUCAUGCGCCAUGCCAGCGCUCCCAGGAAGCAACGAUGACUAAUCAAGGACUUGGUUUGGGUAAACGGGUUCUCGAAGGUGCACCUUCAAUUGUAGCAGCAGGCGUUGCACGAAAGACAGCACGUGACAUCGACCAUUUCCUGGGGUAUCUUGAGCGCAUAGAUCCCCUCCUCAUCAAGCGAGUGGCCUAACUAUCCAUGAUAUCAGACAUUUCCAUCUUCACUAUGUCAUUAGGCGUUUCUCCUAACUACUGUAACCAUCCAUUGGUUUCUUAUUAAUCUACAUUAUCACUUUCAUACUGCCAACUUAGAAUUUUGGUAUUUCUUCCAUUCUUUUGUUGCUUUUGGCAGAAUUAGCAAGUUUAUUUACACAUUUGUAACCAGGAUGUCUGUUUGGAAGUUGGAACAUGAUAUUUUGCUUUAAGCAAUGUUUUGACUGCUUUA